AUGGCUGUGAUGGGACCAAGUGGUUCUGGGAAGACCACUCUCCUGAAUACUAUUUCUGGCCGAAUGCAGAUGUGCCAAGGUUCUAUUAAGCUCAAUAGCAACAAAUUAACUCGAAGUUUGCGUAGACAAAUUGCUUAUGUUUUGCAGAAGGAUAUUUUCCCAUCAAAACUGACCCUCAGGGAAAUGCUCCAUUUUACAGCCAUGAUUCAGUUGCCAGAGAAAAUGUCAAUAGAACAGAAAAAGAAAAGAAUUGAUAACAUUGUGAGUGUGAUGGAACUGGAAAAAUGUCUAGAUACAGUUAUGGGAAAUUCUAUGAACCGUGGUUUAUCAGGAGGUGAGAUGAAAAGAGCAAAUAUUGCUUGUGAACUCUUGACCGAUCCCAACAUUAUUAUAAUUGAUGUUGUCUUUCAUGGAGAAGCAAGCCGUUGCCUCGAUGUUUUUGAAACUUAUGGACUUUAUUGUGCUGAACAUUACAAUCCAGCAGACUUCAUCUUGGAUAGUGUCCAGUAUAUAAAUGAAAAUGUGAAACAAAUGAUAAAAGAUUCCAAUGUAAAUAAAUACAUGAAAAAUCAGUCACAGUCCACAGAUAUUAAUUCUGAAGAAACUCGGGAAGUUCCUUCAGCUAACAAUGGUGAAGUGUCCUUUUUAAUACCCAGAGAAGAGGCUUAUCCAAAAUGGCCAACAUCUUUCUUUACACAAUUCUACUGGUUAGCAUGGAGAAAUUACAAACAGUCUAAAACUCGGAUUAUUUCUAAAUUUGAAAUUGCCAGAGCCAUCAUUCUCUCUAUCUUUCUUGGUCUUGUCUAUUUCCAACUUGAACGAACAGAGGAUAAAAUUCGGGAAUACAAAGGACUGUUGUUCUUCCUUGUUACACAUUGGACAUUCCAACCUUUGUUGGAAGCUGUACUUUCUUUUCCUACGGAGAAAGAGAUUCUCUAUAAAGAGCGUGCGGCUGGUUAUUAUCGGCUAUCAGCCUACUACUUGGCUAAGAUUGUCAGUGAGGCACCACUGACUCUUGUCCUGCCCAUGUUCAGUUUUAUCAUUGUCUGCAUGUUUGCUGGCUUAUAUCGACCAGGUGUUUUGUUUGCCUCUAUGGGUACACUGGUUUUUCAUGCUGUUUUGUCUCAGGGCUUUGGUAUUUUAUUUGGCGUUAUCUUUUUAGACACACAAUGGGCUUUAACUUUAUCUACAGUGUUUACAGUCGUCAAUAUGUUAGUUGCUGGAUUUUAUGCAGAAACUUUUCCAAGUUGGUUGACCUGGUCCCGGAAUAUUUCAUUUUUGGCUUAUUCCUAUAAUAUUUUAAUAUAUUUGGAAUUUUCACAUGGUGAUCCUGUCAAAUGUCUCAACAUUACACUUCCGAGUAAUUUUGGCCUGUGCCGUGAUGCGGUUGAUUAUGUCCCCAGCAAUUUGGUGAUUGAGAUGUCCAAAAUUGACCUUCCCUUGUUUGCAAAUGUGAUUCUUUUAAUAAUACUCUUUGUGGCAACCAGACUGGCAUCCUAUUUAGUUCUUCAUAUUGAAUAUUUAAUAAGACAGUUCGUAGAGUUUCUUUUUUUUCUCUUUCUCUUUCUCUUUUUUUUCUCUUUCUCUUUCCACUGUAUUCUUUUCGUUUUCUUUUUUCUCUCUGUUUUUUUUUUUUUCUUUUUUCUUCCAGUCAUUUUUUCUUUUUUCUCUCCCAUCUUUUCUGUUUUUUGCUUUUUACUCUUUUUCAUUUUCUUUCCUUCCAUUUUCUUUUUACCCUCUCCCAUUUAA
Acanthosepion pharaonis is the source of this 1749-nucleotide messenger RNA. The record is from the annotation of a GenBank genome assembly. Lineage: Eukaryota; Metazoa; Mollusca; Cephalopoda; Sepiida; Sepiidae.